CUCGCGUCUCGGUCCAGUCUCCCCUUGAAACCAAAUCGCCCACACUAUUCAACCCUCAGAGCCAGAAUUCCCCUAACAAUCACUUCCGUGGCCAUGGACCCGAAUAAUCCCAAUAAUCGCCUUAAUCUCAACUUCGGCUUCAAUGACCGUCCGUACACCGCCUCCGACCCUCGGGCCUACCCAACCACCCCAUCGACUUUCCCACAACCAAUGUAUCCAAACCAAGGCGGUCACGACUAUGUCGAUGGCCAGAAUGCGCAGAGUGCGUACAAUCAAGGAUAUUUUGUGAACAACCCGUAUGCCCAGCAGGCCCCUCAUCCGCAGCAGUACAUGCACGCGAAUGUCGCCUCGCCUCAGCCCGGAUAUCAGACCCGCAUUGGUGGAUAUCAGCAGAAUGAUGGAACAAAUGGACUCAUCCAGCAGUUUUCGAACCAAGAUCUCGGCGGUUCCCCCCGUGGAGGGGGUGCUGGUCGUGGCCCCGCGCCCUCCCAGCGUCCUCGCACUGCAGGCUCGCCUGCUGGCAACCAAGGAGCCGGACAUUUGGCACCACCGAUGUCUAAUCGCAGCCCCAAGCCGGCUGGUGAGGAAGAAGAGCUGGUUAGAUGCCCGGAAAAAUACUCUGAGAACGUCCAUAAGAGAGGAAAAGCGGCCAAAGAGUUGGUCAAUGUCUUCUUCCGUGAGAACAUCGAGCGCGCACGUGAUCGAAAUCUCCGUGCUGUCAACCUCGACAAGACCUUGCAGAAUAAUACGCUUUCGGAUGCCCGAAAACGACAUGAGGCAGACACUGUGGCUAAGAAAGAAUCCAACUUUUUGCGAUUCAUUCGCACCAGGGAGACUGUUUCUAACUUCCAGACCCUCAAAAUUAUCGGCAAGGGUGCUUUCGGCGAGGUGAAACUUGUUCAGCGCAAGACAGAUGGGAAGAUUUACGCUUUGAAAUCUCUGAUCAAAUCCGAAAUGUUUAAGAAAGACCAACUUGCACACGUCCGCGCUGAACGUGACAUCCUUGCUGACUCCAAGGACAAUCCUUGGCUUGUGAAGCUGCAUGCAUCGUUCCAAGACAAAGCCUAUCUUUACCUACUCAUGGAAUUCUUGCCUGGUGGUGACUUGAUGACGAUGUUGAUUAAAUAUGAAAUCUUCUCCGAAGAUAUUACUCGAUUCUACAUGGCAGAGUUGGUGAUGGCUAUCGAAGCCGUUCAUAAACUUGGCUUCCUUCACCGAGAUAUCAAGCCAGAUAACAUCCUCCUUGACCGCGGUGGCCACAUCAAACUUACAGAUUUUGGUUUAUCCACUGGCGGAAAGAAACAGCACGAUAACUCAUAUUAUCAACAACUUCUGAAAAACACUUCUACGUCGAAGGAUAAGAAUCGCAAUUCGGGAUUCUUCAACGACGCUAUAAAUCUGACGGUCUCCAAUCGUGGCCAAAUUAAUACCUGGAGAAAGUCUCGUCGUGCCAUGGCUUACUCAACGGUGGGAACACCUGACUACAUUGCCCCUGAGAUUUUCAAUGGACAGGGCUACACAUAUCUGUGUGACUGGUGGUCCGUUGGCGCUAUUAUGUUUGAGUGUCUUGUUGGAUGGCCGCCGUUCUGUGCCGAAGAGGCGACAGAUACCUAUCGAAAGAUCGUCAACUGGAGAGAGUACCUUUACUUCCCCGAAGAGUUAACUCUUUCCCGCGACUCUGAACAUCUCAUUCGAAGCUUCCUCUGUGACCCCGAACACCGUAUUGGCCAGGAAGGAGGCCAGCAUGGCGGCGCUAUGCAGAUUAAGAACCAUCCAUUCUUCCGUGGAGUCGUCUGGGAUCAACUUCGCAAGAUUCGCGCUCCGUUCGAACCCAGACUUACUUCUAACAUUGACGUUUCUUACUUCCCCAUCGACGAGAUUCCUCAGGAGGACAACAGUGCUCAGCUACGUGCUCAAGCUCGUGCUAUGCCGGAAGAACAGGAAGCUGAGAUGAGUCUUCCGUUCAUUGGGUACACCUACAAGGCUUUCAAUGCCUUCCAAGCUAGUUAAGUUAUCUUCCAAGAGAUGGUGUUGUCCGAACUACAUUACACCCGAAUGGCACAUCUUCACUUUGGAAAAUAAUUCUUCAAACUAUCGAGUCUCUUACCGGAUAUGACAAUAUUUUAAUGACCCCAACCUCUUUUUCGUUCUCUAAGAAGCCCUGUCCAAUACGUAAUGCGACUAUACGCGUGUUCUUUGAAUGUCAGGGCUAAGUUUUAAAAAACGGAAUCGUCCAAAAGAAGAUCAGGACUGCGAAGCUUUGAUCAAGUUCCGGCUCGCUACGCACAUCGCAAUCGACACCUUGACUCUCGUAAGCAUUUACAAACCUUCAAAAUAUAGAUGCUUUUAUACCCCAUCAACAUGGAGACGGUGCUUAAAAGAAAUGCCAAUUGAGCUAUAAGUUGUAUAGACAUAUGUGUUACAUAUUCGAUUGCAUAGAACUCCUAAUCCGAAGAACCAGCCCAAUUUUGACAUUCUAACUCCAGACCAUCCAGCCCCAAACUCCCAAGCAGAAUCUAAGCAUAUCACUGAUAAUCUCCCAACUCAUCGCCUCGGUAGACUUGGAGCCAGACCAGGCACACCGGAGUAUCUCUCUUCUCUCUCCGUCUUGAACAGUAUCUGCACCCAAAACUCCUUACUGUCCUCAUCAAACCAGGUCCAAAACUUGCCCUCUCUCCGAUCCACUUCUCUCGCCUGCAACUUAAAUCCACACGUCUGAUAUGGCUCCGCUGCAACAAGAAGGUACUGAAAGUUUUUGUCCGGCGGAUCAUCCACCUUCUGCUCAAAAGCAGACAUGAAUCUCACGCGCGGCACAACGCCAGGCGUAAUUUCCUGAUACUGUAGCUGGAAAAGGAGGCCGUGCUGCCUUGUGAGCGGGUCUCGGAUCUUGGUGAUCUUGUAGCCCGGGCGACCUAUCUUGACUGUGUUGCGCUUCACUUGUACACCCAUGCCAGCAGGGAGUAAAGAGCCAUCGGCUUGAGAUUUGCCUUCUUUCUGCUCCCGGGCGGCGCGCCGGGCGAGGUUGGUCUGAUGUUUGCGGCCCUGGGUGUGGGCGAGGUAGGAGCCGUCAUUUUGGUGAACGGUUAGACAAAGACGGCAUUCAAAGCUGCCAACGUGGUUUUUGAAGAAGUACGGGUCUUUGUCGAGAUCGAUGUGUUCCAAGGCAAGUUUGCGAAGGCGUUCGCGACGGUCAGCGUUGGUGGCGGAGUGGGAGGCUACACCUCCUCCGCCGAAUUUUGAACCCACGCGAUUCU
Messenger RNA from Coccidioides immitis RS, 3254 nucleotides. RefSeq names its product AGC/NDR/NDR protein kinase. The coding region runs from base 94 to 2010 and encodes 638 amino acids. The record is from RefSeq and is a predicted model, not a curated record. Gene Ontology annotation, molecular function: ATP binding; protein serine/threonine kinase activity. Gene Ontology annotation, biological process: intracellular signal transduction; peptidyl-serine phosphorylation. The transcript has 4 exons. Lineage: Eukaryota; Fungi; Ascomycota; Eurotiomycetes; Onygenales; Onygenaceae.